AUGGCACUCUAUGAGGAACUCUCUUCCUUAAAGAUGAAAGAAGGGGAGGGAGUGGCUGCAUACUGGGCGCGUGCCGAGGACUUGAGGUCCAAGUACUUGGCUGCAGGAGGGAAGGAGGAGGUUGAGGAGUGGAUGAUGAGGGUACUCAAAGGACUACCUCCUCACUUUGAGAUGGUGAAGGUAGUGCUGAACAACCAAUCAUCAUCGCUUACUAAGGAUCAGCUGCUUACCUCCUUGAGGAGCGAGGAGAUGCGGAUUGGUGUCGCACCAAGAUCGGAUGGUGUAGCCACUUUUGGAGCGGGUACGAAAGUGGGCAGCAGCGGCAGGGGAAAUUGGGACAAGGGAGGAAAGCAUGGAGGCAGCGGUAGCAGCAGUGACACCAACUCGGGCAGAUGGGGUCAAGGAAAAGGCAAAGCGGGAGUGCUUGAUUUCCCCUGGGGGUCCAAGGGCAUGGCUCCUCGGGGGUUGUGUCAUGGCUGUUGGGAUGAGGGACAUGCAUGGCAACGAUGUCCUCAUCGACCUAAGGGAGGCAUUCCGGCAUUCUUAAAGCGGGGGGGUCGUGGAUCCAACGGCAAGGCACAGGUGGCGGAUGAGGAGGAGCAGGAUGACAAGGCAGAGGCAGUGGUUGGAGAGGCAGUUGCAGCAAUGGGAGAGGAGCAGCCGCGAGAGGGGUGGUGGAUUGACAUUGGGGCCAGCCACAACUUUACUCCUUAUGCAUCGGACUUCAAAAGUAAGCUUCAGCCACCAGAGGUUAGAUUGGGAGAUGGACGGGUGGUGAAAGCUGUUGGCAUGGGUGAGGUGCCAGUGGUUGGUGCUGGAGGUCAGCUGCUGAGGAUUCAAAAGGUCCACCUUGUGCCUGAGAUGCACACGCGUGUGCUGUCAGUCCCACACCUCACCUCUCGAGAUGUCAUUGUCACAUUCAAGGGCAAGAAAUGUGUUCUUAAACGGGGGGAGAGGGUGUUGGCGAUUGGAGAAAAGGAGAGGGGCAGGGACCAUGGAUUGGUGCGGAUGGUCACCCACAGUGCUUUGCCUGCCUCCAUCACACCAAUAGAGGCGUGGUCCGGCCAGAAGCCGCAUGUGGGCAUGGCUCGGAUUUGGGGUUGCUUGGGGAGUGUCAUGCUGCAUGGGCAUGAGAAGGGUGGCAAGCUUGAUGCACGGGCUGUCAUGUGUGUCUGUGUUGGGGUGGACAUGGAGAGCAAGGGUUGGCGCAUGCUGGACCCUUCUUUCAUGCGCAUUCGCAUUGCUCGGGAUGUUGAUUUUCUCGAGAAUGUGAUGUGGAAGGAUUGGGAUAAGGCAAAGGGAUUUGGGGAGCUUCUGCAGGAUGCAGCUGCGAUUUCCCAACUCCUCCCUCUUCCACUCUCGCCACCCUCAGCAACGGCUGACGACGUUAAGAUGCCACCUUCAUCACUGCCACCGGCACCGCUGAGUGUGUCGGUGCAGAAGCAGCCCACCCCUCUGCAGCAGCUCAGUGGCCCCUCGGUCAUUCAGCGGAGAUCCGCUACACAGGCUACUUCCUCUUCCCCCUCCUCUGGUCCGCGCUCUGUCCCUCUCUCUACGGGUGCCCCUCCGUCACCAGCGACUACCUCCCCACCACCGGUUACGGGUUUGCAGGUGCUUGGUAUCUUGUCUGGUACAGGCGGUGAGGAGGUAGGGGGAGAUGCUGGUGUGGUUGAGGGCAUGCCGUGUUUGGCCAGGGAGGUGGAAGGGCCCUGCGUGGAAGGCAGGCGCUGA
This is a messenger RNA of Closterium sp. Naga37s-1, 1731 nucleotides long. Lineage: Eukaryota; Viridiplantae; Streptophyta; Zygnematophyceae; Desmidiales; Closteriaceae. The record is from the annotation of a GenBank genome assembly.